GAUGUCUAACUUCACUGAAUGAAUGCUGUGACUGUUUGGGUUGUAGGUGGGGAAUUCCAGUGAGAGGAAAGUUUAGGUGUAAAUCUUACAUUUUCUAAUAUAAGGACUAUAAAACUAAGGUUUUGAGUGCUAUUGGCUUCGAUUCCUAAAGAUGAUUGCCUAAUCUUUUUAUUUUAAUCCAUAAUUCCCUGCUUGAAAAAAUUUGGGUGUUGACUUGCAUAGUUGUAUUUUGAUGUAGACAAAGUUUCAAACAAGUUUUUCAAAAGUACUAAAAUUAACUAUGGCUUGGAGAUUCAAAGCGUCCAAAUAUAAGAAUGCUGCCCCCAUUGUACCAAAACCUGAAAAUUAUGUCCGGGAUAUAUGUGUGGGGUCGUACCAAACUUACGGAAACAACAUUGCUGCUUCAGCCAAAUUUAUGGCUUUCAAUUGGGAACAUACAGGUUCUAGUCUUGCAGUGCUUCCAUUAAAUGAUUCUGGGCGUAAAACUAAACUGAUGCCUCUAUUACAUGGACAUUUAGAUACAGUAACAGAUCUUGAUUUUUCACCUUUUCAUGAUGGGUUACUUGUGACUGGUUCCCAAGAUUGUACUGUAAAAUUUUGGUUAAUACCUGAAGAAGGGUUACAAGAAUCUUUAAGUGAACCUGAAUGUAUGUUUUCUCAAACUCAAAGAAGAAUUGAAACUGUAGGAUUUCAUCCUACAGCUGAAUGUUUGAUUCAUUGUUCUUCUUUCACAAAUAUCACACUUUGGGAUUUAUUAUCUCAAAAAGAAAUAUUCUCAAAUUCAGAUGAUCAUACUGAAGUUAUACAAUCAGUGAGUUGGAAAAAAGAUGGUACCUUACUUUCUACAUCCUGCAAAGAUAAACAAGUUCGUAUCCUUGAUCCAAGAAGUGAAAAAUAUUGUUUGAAAACAGCUAACAGUCAUCAGAGUAUUAAAGAUUCUAGAAUAAUUUGGUUGGGUGACAGUAAUAGAGUAUUAACUACUGGAUUUGAUGCUCAACGUUUGCGUCAAAUCAUUAUAAGAGAUGUGCGAAAUUUCAAUCAAGUUGAAAAAUCUGUUGAAUUAGAUUGUUCCACUGGUAUUUUAAUGCCACUUUAUGAUGCUGAUACUGGCAUGCUUUUCUUAGCAGGAAAAGGAGAUACAACCAUUGGGUAUAUGGAAGUAACAGAUAAGGACCCAUAUUUAAUAGAAGGAAUAAGACAUUCAGGGGAGCAGACAAAAGGAGCAUGUCUUGUUCCAAAGAGAGCUCUAAAUGUUAUGCAGGGAGAAGUCAAUCGUAUACUUCAGUUAACUUCAUCUUCAGUUAUUCCUGUUACCUACCAAGUUCCUAGAAAAACCUAUAGGGACUUUCAUGCAGAUCUUUAUCCUGAUACUGUAGGAUAUAAGACAGAAUUGAAUGCAGAAAAAUGGUUGAGAGGAGAAAAUUUCAUUUUACCAAAAAUCAGUUUAAAUCCUGCUGAUAGAGCAAAUGGAGACGCUCCUAUAAUUAUUUACAAGGGAUCGCUUCUAAACAUUAAAGAAGAACAUGACAAAAUAUCGCAAACCAAAAAACCUGGAACCUACAUACAAAAACCAAAAGCCACUGCAUUGCAUGAUUCGAAUGAUUUCGCCAUAAAAUGUAAAAGCAACAACCUGGAAAAAUUUAAAAUAACUAAUGAACCAGUUGAAGAUAACAAAGAUGCUCCAUCCUGCACAGGCAUAGAAAAAGAACAAGAGGAGGAUAAUGAAAAAGAAAAACGAAAUGUUGAGAACAAAGAAAUUGAUGAAGCAUCAAAAAAUGAGGAUAAGAUUACAAUAGAGAAGGUUUUUCCCCCAAAACCUCUACCAAGAGCUUCUAGAACUGGUUCCAUCUGCGAAAGCAGUGAUGAGACAAAUGCACCAAAACCAGUGGCUAGACCCAGAACUAACAGUUGUGUACCAGUUGUGAAUUCCGUGAAUCCAAUUGCUCCAAUUUCUGGAGGAUAUAAGCCCCGACUAGGACCUAAGCCAUUCACUGCUUUGAAACUAAACGAAGCAAAAUCUUUUGAUCAAGUCUUUUGUGUUCCCCCAGUGCCAACUCAAAACCAAACUACUAAUGGCUGUGAUAAUAAGAGCCCUAGCCCUGAAAAUAAUAGUUUAGAAAUGGAGGAAAAAAAUAAACCGAUUGAACCUGAAAUAGCUGAUGAAGAACCUUCUUCAUUAAAAUCUACCGUUGAAAGUAACGAUCCUCCCACUAAAGAUGACCAGACCAUAGAAUCGGAAGGAUUGUCAUCAAAAACACCUACAACUGCAGAACGUAGACGAAUGUUCGAAGCAAGCGAAAAUGAAGAAAAUUUAGACUCGAUUGAUGCAAAAAGUUUUGAAAGAGGCGGUUCUCAGAGGGCUAGCAUAGCGGAACGUAAGAAAAUGUACGAAAAUAAAUCUAUAUCGGUUAUAGAAAAUGCCACUGCUGAUAAAAUAGCUUCUCCUGUGAUGUUGAGAAGAAAAGGGUCUUUCAAAACAAUCAAAAAUAAAGAGGAAGAAACCAAUGUUAACGAUAUUAAGAGAAACUUAGGAAUCACCAAGCAACAAUCUCUCGAUCCUCAAGCUUGUAGGAAAAGUGAGGCGAUAGCAGCGCCACCUAAGAGAACUUCAACUGUUUUUGGUCGUGUUUCUAAAUUCAGACACUUGAAAGUGACUCCUGCACAUAAAUCUCAGCAAAUUGAAAAUGUCCGAAAUGUAAGCAGGCAAAUCCCUGGAGAAUGUGAUGGAUUUCAUGCAAAUCCAGAGUUCUUGGCUGUACCUCUUAGUGGUCCAGGCGGUAAAAUAUCCAUACUCAAUCGUAAAAAACCUGGAAAAUUACCCGAUGGUGUUAUACCCUCUCUAGUUCAGGGAAGUAACAUCAUGGAUUUCUCAUGGGAUCCCUUCGACAAUCAUCGUCUUGCGGUAGCCUGUGAUGAUGGUAUUAUAAAGUUGUGGAGGAUCGAAGAAGAUGGUCUGAAAGAGUCAACUAACAAAUCAGAACAAGAAUUCAACGCACACAGUGAUAAAAUUUAUUUCAUCAAGUUUCAUCCAACCGCUAAAGAUGUUUUAGCGUCUGGUUCCUAUGACAUGACAAUAAAAAUUUGGGAUCUUUCAGAUUGUUCUGAAAAGAUUGUUUUGAAAGGUCACACCGAUCAAAUCUUCAGUUUUGCAUGGUCACCCUGUGGAACAUUCUGUAGCACGGUGUGUAAAGACGGUAAAAUAAGGGUUUAUAACCCAAGACGAUCGGAGACACCAGUGAAAGAGGGCAAAGGUCCCGAAGGUAAUAGAGGAGCAAGGAUUGUUUGGGCUCUAGAGGGGCAAUACUUAGCAGUAAGCGGUUUCGACAAAGUUUCUCAAAGGUUGAUUUCUGUCUAUAAAAUUGACAAUCUAGAUAACCCCCUCAACACUAUUGUCAGUGAUGUAUCUCCUUCCAUUCUCAUUCCCUUCUACGAUGAAGAUAGUUCUACGCUGUUUGUGACAGGAAAAGGUGAUUCUACUAUAUACGCUUAUGAAAUAACGGAAGAAGCACCACACAUUUGCCCCUUAAGUCACCAUAGGUGCCCUAGCCUUCAUCAAGGUUUGUCAUUCCUUCCUAAAAAUACUUGUGAUGUUGCUGCCGUUGAAUUUGCUGUCGCUCUCAGGUUAACGAAUAAUACUAUAGAACCGCUCUCAUUCACUGUUCCAAGAAUAAAGACUGAAUUGUUCCAAGAUGAUCUCUUUCCCCCGACCAGAGUUACAUGGAAGCCGACAACUGAUAGUAAUGAAUGGUUUAGUGGAAAAGACAAAUUACCUCAAAGGAUCAGUCUUCAACCAGAAGGAAUGAUGGCUUUAUCUGGUCAGAAAACUGGUAAUACAAUAAAUGAAAAGGCCGCAGAGAAAAACACAAUCAAUAAAUCGGCAUCAUCUCCAUUUAUUGCUGCAAGCAGACCAAUAAAUCUAUGGGAUCAAGAAUUAUCUAGUCAAAUAAAAGAAAAACAAAACGAGAUUCAAAAAUCAAUCAGCAAUAGAAUGGAGAUCAACCUGAAGUUGGAGCAAGACGAAAUGGAAGGUGUAGAUGAGAAGGAGUGGGACUGAACGACAUUCCAUUAGAGCGUUUUCAUUCUAAAGCAUAUUGUGCCUCCUGGCAUAGUGGUAACUCAAUCUAGCUCAUCAAUUUUUUCCCCAUAUUUAUAUACAUAUUUUUAUAUUUUCUAUUUAUACAUUUUAUUAUUUAUUUAUAUAUAUUUAUAUAAGCUCA
This is a messenger RNA of Harmonia axyridis, 4217 nucleotides long. RefSeq names its product coronin-7. The transcript is spliced from 12 exons. Gene Ontology annotation, molecular function: protein binding. The record is from RefSeq and is a predicted model, not a curated record. NCBI's taxonomy places the organism in Eukaryota, Metazoa, Arthropoda, Insecta, Coleoptera, Coccinellidae. Bases 281 to 4054 code for a protein of 1257 amino acids.